AGGUGACCUUUUAUUCAAUUUUCUCAUAAAAACAAAAUAAAUAUUAGAAGAAGAUAGAUCUCUAUUCAACCCCAUUGACCGGAACCAUGAACGUUGAAGAAGAGGUUGAACGACUCAAAGAAGAGAUCAAGCGACUCGGCAUAGCCCAAGAUGAUGGUUCUUACAAGGUAACAUUCGGAGUGCUGUUUAAUGAUGACAGAUGUGCCAACAUCUUUGAGGCGCUAGUUGGAACAUUAAGGGCUGCAAAGAAAAGGAAAUUCCUAACCUACGAUGGUGAGCUCCUCCUCCAAGGUGUUCAUGACAAUGUCGAAAUCAUUCUCAAGCCACCACUUGUUACCACUUCAUAAGCAAGCAAUGUUGUUGAAUUAUUCUACUUUUUGAUCGGGAGUGUGUACAAGUAACUGGGCACGUCCAAUUAUUUUUACCAAGAAUGUGGUGUGUGUGUGUGUGUAAGAUUCAGUUAACUUCUAUAUUAUUCACAUCUCCCAUUUGUGCUGUAUAACAAGUUUUAUGGUUAAUCCAGAUAAGUGUAGAAAUAGCAUAUCAAAGAUGUAAUAAGGAGAAAGGGUGAAGCAUGGAAUAAGAUGAGAAAAAGUAGUUAUCGGGCUGUUGCUUGCUACAAUGCUCCUUGCUUAGUUUUUCCAUUGUAACUUCAUUUCUCUAAGCAUAAUGGCAAUGAUUUUUGAGUA
Molecule: messenger RNA, 689 nt
Organism: Solanum dulcamara
Lineage: Eukaryota; Viridiplantae; Streptophyta; Magnoliopsida; Solanales; Solanaceae
Product: costars family protein
Exons: 2
Coding region: 87-347 (86 amino acids)
Biological process (GO): regulation of actin filament-based process
Source: RefSeq, a predicted model, not a curated record